AUGCCGUCCUUCAGCACUUCAACGGCAGUGCUAACUUUAGCUAUCCUUCUGCUUCUGGCACGUCCAGCUCAUGCUUUCGGUGCAGGGAAUAUUGCCAGUGUGUCAAAGGUGGAAGGACUGAAUUGGCGCCAUGGAGAUAUUGAGGAUACAUUAUUGACACUCAUGAUGUCAAGAGCUGCAGGCGGGAAAAAGUUUGACAAGAUGAAUGUAGCCAGAGUUUACUUUGGUAAUUGGUUGCGCGAUUACUCACAGGCAAUCGAUGUUGGCACCGUCAAAUAUGUUUCCGCCGAAGCUAUCCGCAUUCUCCUCUGGGUCCUCGGAUUCAUGACUUUCGGAUACGGGACACGCGAGUUCGAAGUUACUGCAGAAAGACUUGGCUGCUACCGCCCAGAAGACCAUAUCGAUAAUCCUAAAGACUAUGCAGAUAACCUUGAUGCUACACAAUAUGAUCCUAGACUUCGUGGGCCGGUCAAUGAACGCGUAGAACUGGCUAUUGAUCCGAGAACUGGAUUGAAGAACUAUAUUGCAAACGAGCAAGCUGGUAUUAUGACCUCUGCUUUGCAUGUCCGUCAACUAUUUGGAAGAUGUAUCCAGCUGGGCAGAUCGUAUGCUCGAAGCAGGAAUAAGGAUGAGCUUUACGAGUCCUUACGUCUUCUUGGUACUGGUCUUCAUUGCCUCGAAGAUUACUCUGCACAUAGCAACUACACUGAAUUGGCUCUCAUUGAAAUGGGCGAGCGUGACGUCUUCCCUCACGUUGGUCGCAAUACAGCCAUCCGACUCCAAGGUACCCAGCAUCCAGUCUAUCCAAUCGUAACAGGUACAUUUGGAGGAGUAGACUUCCUUCACUCCGUCAUGGGCGAAUUCGACGACAAAGCAACACAAAGUGAGCUCCAAGAACUCGAAGGUUCCUUGCAAGAAGGUAAUCGUGCCGACACAAGCAUGUUGAAGGAGCUUCUCAGUUCUGUCCCAUCUGGUCUCUUUGGCGGCAAAGACGAAGCUGGCAAAGCUGAUGAGCUCCAAACAAAUGCAACGGCUGCUCAAAUGAGCCAGAUGCGAGUCUCUCCUCGUCAACCUGAAGCUUGGACUAGGCAAAUGCAGCAGGUAUCUAAGGAGAUCUAUCCCAUCAUUCAAUGGCAUGAUGAGAUUAUGCAAGGUAUCACGGAGACUAUCGAGAAAAUCCCAAUUCUUCCAGACCUGAUUGAGAACAUCGAGAAUCAAGUCAACAUCUUCGUCUUCUCACUACUAGCCCCCUUUGUUGUUCCAAUCAUCGAGCAGAUCAAAACCGAACUCAAUGAAGGCUCCUCGGAAAUCAUCCAAAGCAGCAAAGAAAAGCAGCUCAUCGUUUUCAACGAUCCCAAUUCCUCAGAUCCCACGCACUCUAUGCUCUCCAAAGAUCACUUCUCCAAUGUUCUUAACGAACCAGCCGGUAAAAUCGCCUCCCAAGUCCUCAAAUGGGUCGUCCCCCAACUAAUGCUCGCCAUCGACGACGAGCGAAUCGACCCCAACCGCACGAUAACCCGCAUCAUCAACGGCGUCUUCCACCACCCAGCUCAACGCGCCUUCGGCGACGAUGGGGCAUCAGAAGGUCGGCAUCUCAUGUUCUCUGUCGUGGAGCAAUGGUGGCGCUCAAAGAGCCAGUACGAGCAGAAUGAUCUCAGGAGACAGUUGAGUAGAGACGGAGUCAUGAACGGCGAGAAUCACAAAGAAGGUGUUCACGACACAGGCCAUGGAUGUGGAAAGCCCCUCGGGAUGGCCAAAUCUGCUACUGGUGCCGGAGGCUCUGGAUUCCUUUCCUCUGCUCUCGGAGGCGGAGGCGGAAACGACGAAAUCAGCAAGUUCGCCGAAGAAGCUGUUGGUGGUGGAGCACUGGGUACCAUCGUCUCUGGACUCGCCGGCGCCGUGGGCGGAAGCUUGCUAUCUGGCGCAUUUGGCGGUUCGAAUGAAGAACAACCUGAAAGUCGAGCGUUUACAGGCCAGGGAUAUACGGCCGGAGGAGGCUUUACGCAGAAUUAUACGGAAGUGGGACAUAGUGGGAAUCAGUACGCGCAAGCGCAGUAUAGCGAGACGGCGUAUCCCGGUGGAGGUAGGGAGACGGAGUAUAAGCGGUUCGAGCAGGAGGAGAGAGGCGGUGGCUAUGGGUUUGAAGAGAGGGUGCAGACGCAACCGAGCUAUGGAGGGGGUUUUGAGCGGACGACGGAGAGGGUUACGCAGAGGCCUGGGUUUGAGGCUGAGACGGAGGUUUGGAGGGAGCAUAAAGAGAGCGAUAGUGAUGAUUCGGAGAAGAGGAGAAGGAACCAUCAUCAUAAGAAGCAUCAUAGUGGGAACGUCGAGGAGUUUGAGGCUAGGAGGGAGGAUUUUGGUGGUGGGUAUCAAGAACCUCCGAGACAGCCUGAAUAUGGCAGGAAUGAGGAGUAUGGAGGACGAGGAGGUUUUGGUGGGGGCUAUCAAGAACCACCAAGACAAGAAUAUGGAAGUAGAGGCGGCUUCGGGGGAGGAGGUGGCUUUGGUGGAGGCUAUACCGCGCCCUCACGCCAGCCAGAAUAUGGCAGGAAUGACGAAUAUGGCGGUAGUAGAGGUGGAUUUGGAGGUGGAGGCGGCUUCGGUGGCGGUUAUACAGAACCAUCGAGACAGCAGGGAUAUGGCGAGAGGGGAUUCGAGGAUCCGCCUAGAGAGCAGGAAUAUGGUGGCGGAAAUGAAGCUGGCUGGGGUGAGAGGGAGAGAGAAGAGGAAAGAGAAGAAGAAGAGUAUGUUGAGGAGAGAAGAGAGGAGGAGAGGGAGGGUGUACUGGACCGCGUCAUCACUGAGGAUGCCUCUCUCACCGAAUCGCCUUACACCAAAGUCAUCGACCGAUUUACUAUCGAAGAGGAGAGAAAGCUGCUGACCCAACGUCAAGAAGAUGCCAAGCAGAGACUAACUGAACUUGGUGCCGAAGUUGGUGUUACACCCGUGGAGGGAUUGAUUGUUGACGAUGUGCAAGAUGACGAGCAGGACAUGGGUGAACAAGAGGCCAAGCAGUUGGAUGUUAAGGGCAAUCAGACAAACUCCGAGCUAUUAACAAACAACAUUGGUGAUAGAGGGUUGCGGAUUGUCAGAUAG
Messenger RNA from Mollisia scopiformis, 3096 nucleotides. RefSeq names its product Het-C-domain-containing protein. NCBI's taxonomy places the organism in Eukaryota, Fungi, Ascomycota, Leotiomycetes, Helotiales, Mollisiaceae. The transcript is spliced from 7 exons. Bases 1 to 3096 code for a protein of 1031 amino acids. The record is from RefSeq and is a predicted model, not a curated record.